Penicillium verrucosum is the source of this 1089-nucleotide messenger RNA. RefSeq lists its product as uncharacterized. Gene Ontology annotation, molecular function: ubiquitin protein ligase activity. Bases 1 to 1089 code for a protein of 362 amino acids. The transcript has a single exon. Lineage: Eukaryota; Fungi; Ascomycota; Eurotiomycetes; Eurotiales; Aspergillaceae. The record is from RefSeq and is a predicted model, not a curated record.
AUGCCUUCACGAUAUUCCCGUGUCGCAACUUUCCCCAUGGUUCCUCUAUCCGAGAUCAUCAAACUCGAGCCAGAAGAAGAACCUUGGUGUGCCGGUUACGCUCCUUCACAGGGCCGUCGGUGUCACAUGCGCACAAAUGCACGCGGUCGCCGUUCGGCAAUGAUGCUUCUCAACGAGGGUACCAAAGACCUUCAAGCCGGUCGGAACAUUGAUAUACUGCUGGAGGAUUUGGCUCCUCAUGUUUUAUGCACAAGGUUCCAUCAGAACCAAGCUUCGGAUCUUGUGCGUCGCUGGAAAAGACAAGUCCGUACAUACUUCAAUUCGCAGGUUGUUUCAAUUCCACAUACACGGCCAGCGAGAACAUCAUCCCGAAUGAUCUCAGAGACUGCUGCGGCGGAAAUGGAGGAGAAAAUUGCCGUUCUUGAGCAAAAACUCCGUGAGGCUAAGAAAGAGGUCAGACGCCUUGAGGUUGCUCAAUCUGUCCUACCGACUACUACAAGCACUGGUCAUCGCGAGGGAAGAAAUACGAGCGCAGUCGUCAAUUCCAGCAGCAGGCGAAGCGCAUCGAGCGGAAAUACUCCAGUACAUGAUGUUAACGAACCAUUGAGAAGAGACUCGACGGAAUCUUCUACCAAUCAGUCAGCAGUCACAGUACCUCGGCCAGCCCAAGCCCAAGUCAGCCGUCAAACAAGCUCUAUUUCUGUUUCGAGUCCAAGACCAGUGAAUACACCAACUGUGGCUCGCGCCUCCAGUAGAAUUGGUAACACGGCCAGCCAGGAUGAAACACCCCAGCCAAUUCGCCGUGAGGUUGAAGGAGAAUGUGGUAUCUGUUUGUGCGAUUUGCAUAGUUCGCAAGAUGGGGACUUGGACGAAGAAGAGGAGGGCGAGAGCAGCAGUGACGAUGAUGACGAUGACGAUGACGAUGACGAUGAUGAUGAUGAUGAUGAGGAUGAUCGUGAACACCUUAAAGAAUUGGUUUGGUGCAAAGCGCGCUGUGGAGUCAACUUCCACAAACAAUGCAUCGAUCAAUGGCUCGAAAAAGACCACGCUUCCACAUGUCCAACAUGUAGGAGCAAUUGGAAACACUGA